Schistosoma mattheei is the source of this 1140-nucleotide messenger RNA. NCBI's taxonomy places the organism in Eukaryota, Metazoa, Platyhelminthes, Trematoda, Strigeidida, Schistosomatidae. The record is from the annotation of a GenBank genome assembly.
AUGGUCUUUCGAAUUGAAGUAAAUCUUGGUAAUGGAUUCCUUCUAUUUAAAACAAUGAAACGGAAAUUUAAUCAUAUACAAUCAGUGAAUAAAUUUAAUAUAAAUAAGAUAAAACAUAUAAAAUAUUGUCAAAAAUAUUGUACAUAUUGUAGUCCUGAACGAUAUACUAUAUUAAUACAUAAUGAACAUUUAAAUCAAAUUCAUUAUACAAUGUGUCCAUAUGAUGAAUUAUUAAUUAUGGCUAAAUCAAUUUGUACAAAUUUAAUGCAAGAUAAUAAUCAGAACGAUAAUAAUAAUAAUAAUAGUAUAACAAUUUUAGUCUUAUCGAUAACUUGCGGUAAACUUUCCAAUUUUACAAGAUACAAUCCUGUUAUUAAUCGAAACAUCAACACUAGUACCAACAACAACAAGAACAAUACUCCUCCUCCUCCUACUAAUAUAAGUAGUACAAGUCAUGCAAAAUCAUCAAAUCCCCUUAACACAACAAUCUCUAUAAAUAUUCAAGCUAUUAGUAAGACGAUUCAACGAGCUAAACUGGAAAAAGUUGAUUAUAAGCAAUCCAGAACAAAAUCUAAAUGGGGAAUUAUUAAUUUAUCCGCGUGUAAUAAUAUACAUUCCGAUAUUUUAAUUGAUCUAAAUACUUCAGUGAAUAGUAUGAACGAUGGAAAAAAGAAUAUUUGUUACACUUAUGAUAACCAUUCUCAUUAUUAUUGUUGUUAUUAUUACUAUUACUAUUAUUGUUAUCAUUAUCACUAUUAUUCAUAUCAAAAAUCACCUUUGUUUACAACGUUAUGGUCUGAGCAUAUCUUGAAUAGUGGGAGUAAAGAUAUCCAGCUGGGUUCAAAAACACCCAAUAUUAAUUGUGACAUUUAUACUCAAAAAUUUAAUAUCACUCAAAACUCCAAUGAAAAGCACACUGGUAAUAUGGAGAAAAUAUUCAUGGAAAACGAAACAGAUAAUGAAGUAAUGAGAUAUAUGUCUAAGUUUGAUUUGAUCAAAAACUGUGCUCAAAUAAGAUCCGAAAACCACAAACCAAACAGAUUGAAAGAUCUACAGUUAUCAGUUAAUUUACGUCCACCAGAACCUGUUGGUUGUCAACUACUGCAAAUGAAUUCAGCACCAGUUACGAAAGGAUUGUGA